Molecule: messenger RNA, 404 nt
Organism: Calliphora vicina (urban bluebottle blowfly)
Lineage: Eukaryota; Metazoa; Arthropoda; Insecta; Diptera; Calliphoridae
Product: diptericin-D-like
Exons: 2
Coding region: 37-321 (94 amino acids)
Source: RefSeq, a predicted model, not a curated record
CAAAAUAAUAAUUAAAUUAAACAAACGUGCCGGAAAAUGAAAUUCUUUUAUUUCUUAGUAAUUUGUGCCUUAAGCAUGGCCUUGUCUCUGCCCCAAUAUCAACCUGAUAAAAGAUUACCCCAAAUUACAACAUCUGGUGGUGGUUCCCCCAAGCAGGGUAAUCUGAAAUUUGAUGUACGCCAACAAAUCUGGCAAAGUCCCAAUCAACGUCAUUCAAUUUAUGGUACUGGUGGUUAUUCCCGGAAUUGGGGUGAACCCAAUCCCGUACACAAUCUCAAGGAUUAUCGUGUGGGUGCUGGUUAUACUUAUAGAUUUGGUUAAUUAAAUUAUAAUUAAUUUUUAGAGUAAUUAGUAUUUAAGAAGAAUUAAUAAAUAGUAAAAAUUCAUAGAUAAUACAAAAAAAA